Diorhabda sublineata is the source of this 4576-nucleotide messenger RNA. It is a transcript of the gene sxc, whose product is annotated as UDP-N-acetylglucosamine--peptide N-acetylglucosaminyltransferase 110 kDa subunit. The record is from RefSeq and is a predicted model, not a curated record. The coding region runs from base 177 to 3335 and encodes 1052 amino acids. Gene Ontology annotation, biological process: protein O-linked glycosylation. Gene Ontology annotation, molecular function: protein N-acetylglucosaminyltransferase activity; protein binding. The transcript has 10 exons. Lineage: Eukaryota; Metazoa; Arthropoda; Insecta; Coleoptera; Chrysomelidae.
UUCGUUCACCCUUCGAUUUUCUACUGGUGGUGAUCAACUGGCGUGAAGUAAUAUUGAGUGAAGUUAAUUAUUGUAGUAAUGUGAAUUUAAACUACUUCUAUUAAAAAUAUCAUAAGAAUAAAUAAUCUACGUAUUCUAUAAUAAAUAAAAAUUGAAAGUGAUCUUAUCUUUCUGAAAUGCAGGGCCAGCGGAUUGUAGUGCAUACUAAUAAUCAAAUAAAUUCUUCUAACAAGGGAUUCUCAUUUGGAAGCCCGCUAAUAUUGAAAAUGAAUGAUUCUAUUGCUAUGUCUUCAGUUGGAUUAUUAGAACUUGCUCAUCGUGAAUAUCAAGCUGGAGAUUAUGAUAACGCCGAAAGACAUUGUAUGCAAUUAUGGAGACAAGAUCAAACAAAUACGGGCGUUCUUUUAUUGUUAUCAAGUAUACAUUUUCAAUGUAGGAGAUUAGAUAAAUCUGCUCAAUUCAGUACAUUGGCAAUUAAACAAAAUCCUCUAUUGGCUGAAGCUUAUAGUAAUCUUGGGAAUGUAUAUAAGGAAAGGGGUCAAUUACCCGAAGCCCUAGAAAAUUAUCGGCACGCCGUUAGACUGAAACCAGAUUUCAUUGACGGUUAUAUUAAUUUGGCUGCAGCUUUAGUAGCUGCGGGUGAUAUGGAACAAGCGGUACAGGCCUACAUAACAGCUUUACAAUACAAACCAGAUCUCUACUGUGUUCGUAGCGAUUUGGGAAAUCUUCUAAAAGCUCUAGGUCGUUUAGACGAGGCUAAAGCUUGUUACUUGAAGGCAAUCGAAACUAGACCUGAUUUUGCCGUCGCCUGGAGUAAUCUGGGAUGUGUUUUUAACGCGCAAGGCGAAAUUUGGUUGGCGAUACAUCAUUUCGAGAAGGCCGUCGGUUUGGAUCCGAAUUUUUUGGACGCUUACAUCAACCUGGGCAACGUACUGAAGGAAGCCAGGAUAUUUGACCGAGCGGUAGCAGCCUAUUUACGCGCAUUGAAUUUAUCGCCUAACAAUGCCGUCGUACACGGGAACCUCGCUUGCGUCUAUUACGAACAAGGACUCAUCGAUUUGGCUAUCGAUACAUAUAGAAGAGCCAUUGAACUUCAACCGAACUUCCCCGAUGCUUAUUGCAAUUUAGCGAACGCUCUCAAAGAAAAAGGUCAAGUUUCCGAAGCCGAAGAAUGUUAUAAUACAGCUUUACGUUUGUGUCCAACCCACGCCGAUUCUUUGAACAAUUUAGCAAAUAUUAAGAGGGAACAGGGUUAUAUUGAAGAAGCUACCAGAUUGUAUUUGAAAGCUUUGGAAGUAUUUCCGGAAUUCGCUGCAGCCCAUAGUAACCUGGCGUCCGUUCUACAACAACAGGGUAAAUUAAAUGAAGCCCUUAUGCAUUACAAAGAGGCCAUCAGGAUCCAACCAACUUUUGCCGAUGCUUAUUCUAAUAUGGGAAAUACACUGAAAGAAAUGCAAGACGUAUCAGGUGCUCUCCAAUGUUAUACGCGCGCUAUACAAAUAAAUCCCGCUUUCGCGGACGCGCACAGUAAUCUAGCGAGCAUCCACAAAGAUUCCGGAAAUAUACCGGAAGCUAUACAAUCUUAUAGAACGGCGUUGAAAUUGAAACCGGAUUUUCCGGACGCUUAUUGCAAUUUGGCUCAUUGUUUGCAGAUAGUUUGCGAUUGGACGGACUACGAUACGAGAAUGAAAAAAUUGGUGAAUAUAGUCGCCGAUCAAUUAGAAAAGAACCGUCUUCCUUCGGUGCAUCCCCAUCAUUCGAUGUUGUAUCCUUUAUCGCACGAAUUUCGAAAAGCUAUAGCCGCUAGACACGCCAAUUUAUGUUUGGAAAAAAUCAACGUCCUACAUAAAUACGCGUACAAAUUUUCCACUGAAUUGAAAGGUCGUUUGAGAAUCGGUUACGUGAGCAGCGAUUUUGGUAAUCAUCCGACGUCCCAUUUGAUGCAAUCGGUUCCCGGUAUGCACGACAAGACUAAAGUAGAAGUAUUUUGUUACGCUUUGAGUCAAGACGACGGUACGACAUUCCGAAGUAAAAUAUCCAGAGAAGCGGAACAUUUUAUCGAUUUAUCGUCUCUGCCUUGUAACGGAAAAGCCGCCGAUCGAAUUUACGCGGAUAACAUACAUAUUUUGGUAAAUAUGAACGGAUAUACUAAAGGAGCUCGAAACGAAAUAUUCGCUUUACGGCCGGCACCGGUUCAAGUGAUGUGGUUGGGAUACCCUGGAACGAGCGGCGCGAGUUUUAUGGAUUAUUUAAUCACCGACGCGGUAACCUCGCCGAUAGAAUUGGCGAGUCAGUAUAGCGAAAAAUUGGCUUUUAUGCCUUACACUUAUUUCGUCGGCGAUCACAAACAGAUGUUUCCUCAUUUGAAAGAACGUUUGAUCGUUAGCGAUAAAACCGGUCAAAAUCUAGCCGAUAACGUGGCUAUAAUAAACGCCACCGAUUUAUCGCCGUUAGUAGAAAAUACCGACGUUAAAGAAAUAAAGGAGAUAGUAAAAGCGGCUAAACCGGUUGAAAUUAGUCUUAAAGUAGCCGAAUUACCGACGACUACACCGAUAGAAAAUAUGAUAGCUUCCGGUCAGAUACAAACCUCUUUAAACGGCGUCGUAGUUCAAAACGGUUUAGCGACGACGCAAACUAAUAAUAAAGCGGCUACAGGAGAAGAAGUACCGCAAAAUAUCGUUAUAACGACGCGACAACAGUACGGUUUACCCGACGACGCUAUCGUCUAUUGUAACUUUAAUCAAUUAUACAAAAUCGAUCCGAUGACUCUCCAUAUGUGGGUGAACAUAUUGAAAGCAGUACCAAACGCGGUGUUGUGGUUGUUACGUUUCCCCGCUGUCGGCGAACCGAAUUUAUUGAAUACCGCGCAACAUCUCGGUUUACCUGCCGAAAAGAUUAUAUUCAGUAACGUCGCCGCUAAAGAGGAGCACGUUAGGAGGGGACAAUUGGCCGACGUUUGUUUGGAUACUCCUUUGUGUAACGGACAUACGACCAGUAUGGAUGUAUUGUGGACUGGAACUCCGGUGGUUACUUUGCCGGGUGAAACUUUAGCGUCGAGAGUGGCGGCUAGUCAACUUAAUACUUUGGGAUGUCCCGAAUUGAUCGCCAGGUCGAGACAGGAAUAUCAAGAUAUAGCUAUUAGAUUAGGAACCGAUAGAGAAUAUUUGAAAGCGAUGAGGCAUAAAGUUUGGACGGCGAGAACGUAUUCACCAUUAUUCGAUUGCAAACAAUACGCCCAAGGUCUGGAAUUACUUUAUAGCAAAAUGUGGGAACGUUUUUCCGCAGGACUAAAACCGGAUCACAUUACAGAUACAACUGCCAACAAAAAUAAGUAACUAAACGUUGCGGCAGGUGAUUUUUAAACGAGUAUGUUUUUCCAUUAGUCGGUUCGAUGUUAAAAUGAACAAUUUGGUUAUUUAAAAUGGGACUUUGCUACAUUUCAAAAGUUUCGCAAGGAUUGUUUAUUUUUUUUAUAUAUAUAUAUAUAUGAAAUGUGUGACUAUUUUAUAGAAUGUGUUUGUAAUUCGGAAAUUUUUAUUCGAAAUAUAACUGGAUCGUCGAGUUUAGUUUAUUUAAGAACGAUAUAUCCUUUCAAUUCCAUUUUUGCUCAUCUAUAUAUUGAUAGAAUACAUUCUAUAAAUGUCCAGCUGUGAUACUUUUUUUUGUAAUUGUUGGCAGUUAAUUUUAAAUACCAAAUAUUGAAUCGAUCGGUUUUUCAGUACCAAAUGUCACUUUAACAACAUUUUGUUGUAUUUUUAUUUUUGCUAUACUAGAUCCACAACUUCUAUGGUUUUAAUGACAUUAUAGAACUUGAAACAUGUAUGUAGAAAUAUUCUUUUAAAAAAAUAUCUAAAUUCUACCCUAGUUUUUGAAAUAAUUAAAAUUUACUCAUAAAAAAAACUCUACGUUACUUAUUCUAGAUCUGCAUUAAAAAUUAGUACCUAUUGUUAUUGAUGCUGAUAACUUGCUAAUUUCAUUAGGUAAAUAUCUGCUGAUUCUCACUGAAAUCCAAUAAAUCCACCAAUCCAAAUGACAGAUUUGUUGUAGAACUGUCAGAGCAUAAUUACAGGCUUACGUGACUAGUAUUAGAUUUAAAGUUGAUAAUCUGCAUUCAAAAAAUUAUCGUCCAUUGUUAUUGAUGAUGAUAGUGUGCUGAUUUCAUUCGGUGAAUAUCUGCCGAUACUCGAUAAACUCCUAUCCCAGUGAUACAUUUUUAUAUAACUGUCAAAACCUUGUCAACAACUUAAAUGUCAUUAAAAAUACCAAAUAGGUCUAAUAGAUGGCGCUAUAUAGCAACUUUAACUUUUUAAAUGGCUAAACCGGUAAAAUUAAAUUCGGUUUUACGAUUUAGAACGUUGUGGAUCGAUUAUAGCGACAUGCUGUAUAUUUGAAUUGUACUUUUGCAUUUUGGUAAAAAAAUUAGCUCUGAUGACGUGCUUCAUGUUGUAUAUAUAUAUAUUUUUUUUGGGCUCUAGGCUACAAAAUGUAAAGUGCAUUUGAUGAUAUAGGUUUUUAAGUCGAAUAUAUACAUUAUAAUUUAUACUGAUAAGUUAUUAAUAAAUUAUUUUAUGCUGAA